AAAAGAACUACACUUGCUUGGAGUCUCAAAUACAUUGUUUAAAUAAGUCUGAAUGUUCAGUGCAUGCAGCAGUGAUUCCCCAACCUGUUCAUGCUGCAAAAUGGCAUUCAGUAUAUUUGAAGCUACCUCCAAAUGUUUCUGCAGAACACUGCCAAAAGGUGUGUUUUGCUGACCUCAAGCAUCCCUGCUACAAAAUGGCCUACUUCCAGGAACUGUCCAGCAGAGUGAGCUUUCAGGAGGCACGCCUGGCUUGCGAGAGUGAAGCGGGUGCUCUUCUCAGCCUUGAGAAUGAAGCAGAACAGAAGUUGAUAGAAAACAUGUUGCAAAACUUGACAAAACCAGGAACAGGGAUUUCCGAUGGUGAUUUCUGGAUAGGGCUUUGGAGAAAUGGAGAGGGGCAAACUUCCGGUGCCUGCCCGGAUCUCUAUCAGUGGUCUGAUGGAAGCAGUUCCCAGUACCGAAACUGGUAUACGGAUGAACCUUCCUGUGGAAGUGAAAAGUGUGUGGUGAUGUAUCAUCAACCAACAGCCAAUCCUGGCCUUGGAGGGCCUUACCUUUAUCAGUGGAAUGACGACAGGUGCAACAUGAAGCACAAUUACAUCUGCAAGUACGAACCAGAGAUUAAUCCAACAGUUCCUGUCGAAAAGACUUAUUUUACAAAUCAACCAGGUGACACCCAUCAAAAUGUGGUUGUUACUGAAGCAGGCAUAAUUCCCAAUCUAAUUUAUGUUGUUAUACCAACGAUUCCACUGCUGUUACUGAUAUUGGUAGCUUUUGGAACCUGCUGUUUCCAGAUGGUACAUAAAAGUAAAGGAAGAACCAAAACUAGUCCAAACCAGUCCACACUGUGGAUUUCAAAAAGCACCAGAAAAGAAAGUGGCAUGGAAGUAUAAUAACUCAUUAACUUGGCUCCAGAAAAGAAAACAG
Molecule: messenger RNA, 927 nt
Organism: Talpa occidentalis (Iberian mole)
Lineage: Eukaryota; Metazoa; Chordata; Mammalia; Eulipotyphla; Talpidae
Gene: CHODL
Product: chondrolectin
Exons: 7
Coding region: 195-893 (232 amino acids)
Biological process (GO): positive regulation of axonogenesis
Cellular component (GO): cytoplasm
Source: RefSeq, a predicted model, not a curated record